AUGAAGCUUCCGUUCUUCAAUAAGCAGGGGGAAGGGCAGCCUUCCCCGCCUCCAACAGGUAUAGCCGGGGAGGCCGAUCACGAGAAACGGAGAAGUAGCUCGUUUGACGAGUCCCCUGUGCCAUGGGUGACAUGGCGAUCAUUGACCUUGGGAGCAUUCGUCUCCAUCGGCGGUGUCAUUUUUGGAUAUGACACUGGUCAGAUUUCUGGGUUUUUGGAGAUGAAUGACUACAAACAUCGCUAUGGUCAACAGCAGAGCGAUGGAACUUUUUACUUCAGCAACGUCCGGUCUGGGCUGAUCGUGUCCCUGUUGUCAAUUGGAACUCUCUUUGGAGCUCUUAUGGCCGGCCCUCUGGCUGACCGAAUUGGCCGUAAAUGGUCGAUCUUCUCAUGGUGUAUUAUCUUGCACGUCGGUCUCAUCAUCCAGAUCUCUGCACCCUACGGCAAAUGGUAUCAGAUGAUGAUGGGACGCUUCGUCACUGGCUUCGGUGUAGGAUCGUUAUCGUUGCUAGUCCCCAUGUAUCAGGGCGAGAUUGCACCAAGACAUAUUCGAGGUGCUAUGGUCUGUUCGUACCAGUUGUUUGUCACGUUGGGUAUCUUCGUUGCAUACUGCAUUAAUUAUGGCACUGAAAGCAUGGAUAGCACAGCGUCUUGGCGAAUUCCCCUGGGCAUCACCUUCCUCUGGGGUCUGCUUUUGGGACUUGGGAUACUCCUGUUCCCCGAGAGUCCACGAUAUGAUUACCGGCACGGACGUGUGGCUGUUGCAAAGACCACCAUGUCCAAGCUAUACGGCGUGCCAGAAAAUCAUCGAGUCAUCGUCCAUGAAAUUCUUGAAAUCCAGGGUCAGCUGGAGACCGAGAAGGGGACUAGAGGUGGGAUCUAUGAUUGGAUUGAGAUGAUGCAGGCCCCAAGGAUGCCGUAUCGGAUCGCUCUCGGUAUGGUACUUCAGGCCUUGCAGCAGCUGACUGGUGCCAAUUACUUCUUCUACUAUGGAACGGUAAUCUUCAACGGAGCUGGCAUUAGCAACACCUAUGUCACGCAGAUGAUCUUGGGUGGUGUCAAUUUCGGUACCACGUUCGGAGGUCUGUAUGUCAUCGAGCACUUCGGUCGGCGCAAGUCGCUGAUCACCGGUGGCAUCUGGAUGUUUGUUUGUUUCAUGGUAUUUGCAUCAGUGGGACACUUCUCCCUUGACGUGCAGACCCCAGAAAACACCCCGGGUGCCGGCAAGGCGAUGGUGGUGUUUGCGUGUCUGUUCAUCACCGGAUUUGCCAUGACGUGGGGCCCGAUGGUGUGGGCUAUUGUGGCGGAGCUGUACCCAUCGCGGUAUCGAGCCAAGGCGAUGGCACUGGCCACAGCUUCGAACUGGAUGUGGAAUUUCUUAAUUGGAUUUUUCACUCCCUUCAUUACGGGAGACAUCGACUUUGCCUAUGGAUAUGUGUUUGCUGGGUGCCUUUUCUUCGCGGUGCUAGUUGUGUACUUCUUCGUUCUUGAGGGCAAGGAUAAAACCCUUGAGGAGAUGGACAUGAUGUACGUGAUGCGGGUGCCACCUUGGAAAAGCAGCAAGUGGACUCCCCCGGCACCAGAGUAUCAGAUCACGACGAAUCAGCUCAUGGACCGACGAGUGGCGGAACAGUAUGGUCUUGAGGAAGACGCCGAGGCCAACAAGAAGCAAGCUGAGACCCCGGGCCAUCUGCAUGCAGAGAACCCUGCUGAUGCAGAUCCUGGCGGAGCCGGUCCCUCUGCGGCUUAA
Messenger RNA from Penicillium longicatenatum, 1749 nucleotides. RefSeq names its product sugar porter family MFS transporter. Bases 1 to 1749 code for a protein of 582 amino acids. Gene Ontology annotation, cellular component: plasma membrane. Gene Ontology annotation, molecular function: carbohydrate:proton symporter activity. The transcript is spliced from 4 exons. Gene Ontology annotation, biological process: transmembrane transport; carbohydrate transport. The record is from RefSeq and is a predicted model, not a curated record. NCBI's taxonomy places the organism in Eukaryota, Fungi, Ascomycota, Eurotiomycetes, Eurotiales, Aspergillaceae.